Molecule: messenger RNA, 4464 nt
Organism: Punctularia strigosozonata HHB-11173 SS5
Lineage: Eukaryota; Fungi; Basidiomycota; Agaricomycetes; Corticiales; Punctulariaceae
Exons: 7
Coding region: 1-3540 (1179 amino acids)
Source: RefSeq, a predicted model, not a curated record
AUGGACAGCAAGAAACGCAAGCGUGAGGCGGACCCCGCGCUCGUCGUGUUCAACGUGCCCGACCGGCCGGGCUUUGCGAGGCUGCUCGUGGAAGGCAAGCUGCAAUCGCUCUGCUUCCUCUUCGUGUACGAGACGCUGGAGCAAUUGAAGAUGGUGGUGAGGAAAAAGCUCGGUGUUGAGAAACACGCGUCGGUGAAGCUGGAAUGGCUUAGGGACGGCAGGGCGAUCGCUCUCUCCGACAAGGAUGACAUGUCGGCGUUUCAUGUGUUUGCGAAGUCGACGCCUUCGGUGGACGUUAACGUUUCUCUGCAUGCCGAGGAGAUGCCCCCUCCGCCUGUACCUGUUUCUGCCUCCGCUCGCCAUCGGACGAAGGAGCCGGUCCCGGAUCCAUCGAACAGCUUUGCGAAGGAUCUCGCACGCACCAUCAACUCGUCCCUUCAAAGAGACGACGCUGGGCCUAAGCCUAAAAAGCGCAAGACCUCUCUUGGACCCGUGCAGGGCAAGGCAUCCGUUGAAGCACCCCAGGCGCGCCCAAGGUUGGUUCCCCACGACGUAGAGUCACGAGAGUCCUCCGUCAUCCCGGACGAGAUGAUCUCCUAUGCGCUCGCACUCGUGAAUCCGGCCUCAUCCUCGUCUGAGCCGGCUUUCAAGCCCAAGAAGCCUAAAAAAUUAGCGAGUAAUGAGUCCAAGGAGUCGAUCUUGGCUCGCUCUGCUGAAAGUCGACGCGGCGGUACUGCGCCGUCGUCCGCUGCUAAGUUCGUUGGUGAUGAUGGGACCAAUGGAGUUCCGGUCAACAACAAGAAGGCGGCAAAGAAAGACAAGAAGGCGAAACUCUCACCUGCUGGUCAAGAUUCGGAUUCUCGACGGAACGUGAGCGAAUCGUUAACAAGCGCUCUCGCUGGCCCGUCGAGGUCAGCUGCCGGGUUCCUACCCUCUGCAGAGAGCGACAAGCAGGAUGCGGAGGGGAAAAAGAAAGCCCUGUCCAAAGAUGGCCAUCUAGACAACAUCUCCGCGACACUCACUGAAACAUCCAAACACAAGAAAAGGAGACGCAAAAGGACUUCGUCGGUCGCUCCUACUCCGGAUCGGGAGACGGCCCCAGCUGUCAUCCCUGCUUUUGCGUCGGUGCCGACAGCGCCUCCUGCCAAUGAUACCCCGCAGGCAAACACGCUUACCAGGAAGGAUAAGACGGAGCAGAAGCGCCAAAAGAAGGAGCGGAAGCUCCGACAGCCAACACUCCCGCUCGACGCACCUGCCAGGGUUGCUACCACCCCCACCGAUGAUGCUGCGCCACCGUCAAGCACAGGUAACAAAAGAAACAUUGAAAGGGCUACUCUUCGGGAGGGGGCUCCAGCGUCAUCAGAAUCUCGGAAGCGCCGUAAGGUCGACGCCAACAUCGAGAGAGACGAUGGGAGCUGCGAGGGCGCAGCUGUGCAUCGCGGCAAGAAGAAGCAGAUAGGUGAUGCAACCAUUGUCCCCAGUACACCUCAGAUCGACCUGGUUGAAGCGAUCAACGCAGCAAAUCGCAGUCCGUAUCUUCCAGCAGCGUUGCCUGCAGGCUCUGCUCACAUCGGAGUAGAGAACAAACCGAAGGACAAGGAGGGGCACACAGUCCGUUCUCAGGACAGCGACUUCGCAGACGACGCUCGGAAGGCUACAGACGCGGCGCCUCCGUUCAAGGCUCAGACACAGACCUCUUCCCAGACAGUGAAAGCGAACCCCAUUCAACCUCAGAAGCCUCCAACGCUCCAGGAAAAGGUGGAAAAGGUCAAGGAGCAGAGGCACAGCACACAAGAGGACAGACGCAUAUCGACAGGUUCCAGCACAUCGGACGAACAUGAUCUCCCUUCAAUCUCCGCUGCUGCGAGCACAGCAUCCUCCCGGGCACCUACCAUUCCAUCGCGGUUGAAGAUACAGGAAGUCGCCGUUGAAACCCAGGACGAAGGAAGCUCUAACGAGAGCUCGGAUGACGACGAACCUACAGUGGGCGUCAUUGAACGCUCCCGUGCACCAAUUCUAGACGAUGACGAAGACCCUGCCCUUCGUGCUAUCAUCAGGGGCCCUGGGUUGCAUGUGGAUCAUAGCGUUCUGGACGACCUCCCUUCGGAUGAUGAGGAGGGCAACGAAGAUGAUGAGGACGGCUUGCUAGAGGAUGCGGGUGUCCAUUCUGACGAGGAGGAUGAGGACCCAAAGCUUGCCCGCACUGCUACCCGGUAUCCGGGCACUAGGAUGACUUCCGUCGCACCAAGCGAAGAGAGUUCAGCCGAUUCGGAGCAGAUCACCGGCCAUGUGAAGCAUUUUGUGCCGACUGUUGUAGUGGACAGUGCCAGAAAUCAUGCUCCCGGCGAACCUGUUGAUGCUGAGAUGGCAGACGCAAUCCUUGAGAAACCGGCAUCUGAACCAGUGGUCAAUAGCAUUGCCGACGCGAACUCAUCUUCGCCACUUGCAGGGGUGUCUGCUGCCGAACCGGCAGUGCCCUCGUUCGGGGCAAUAGGCGCCUCUAGCGACGACACCUUUCAUCCUGCACCGAGCAGUCGUGCACAGACAGUGGAGGACUCGGAAUCAGGGAGACCCGACAAGCACUCCAGGUUCAUCGAGAAGAACCUGGAGGACACGCUUAACGGGACUAUCACGGCUCGUAAACCAGCGGUUAGGGGCAAACCUGGUCCGACCUCUCCUACAUCCAGUCCAGCACCCGCAGCACCGCAAGCGUCGGAAAUCGUACCGCAAACGAGUCCGUCACAAUCUCGCGAAGGCACGCCUCCAGCGUGGGCAGGCAUCCUGGUUCCUGGAUCGGACUCGCCGCGAUCUUCCCAUCAGAACGUAGAGGACCUCCUGGAUCCAAUUGAACCUUCGGAAGAUCUGUUUGAUGCCAAUGUGGACGAUAAAGUAGACCCCAUCGAAUCAGCCCCGACACAGCCGCAAGUGCAGCUUUCCUCGCCCCCGCGAACGCCCAAGCACGGGACGUCUAAACGAAUGAAAGAUCGGCACGGCAAUGCCUCGCAGAAGUCUGAUACCCCAGGACUGACGACGCUGUCCGAGCUGCAGUCGAAGCUCAGUGACGCCAUGGCCGCCACUACCUCCCCGAAGAACGGCAUGCGCCCGCUUUCUUCCCUGCCGCCGCCCGUCCUCCUGCCGGCGGUCAAACGAGCUCGCGGACGUCCUCCUCUUUCAGAAGAAGUCAAAGCCGCCCGGGCGGCAGAGAGAGAGAAAGUCAAGGCGGAGAAGGCUGCCAAGGCCGCUGCCGCGAAGGAGCAGAAGAUGGCGAAGGCUGCUGCGGCUAAGGCCGAGAAGGCGGCGAAAGCCAAAGAGAAGGCGGCUAGGGAAGCGAAGAAAACGCGGUCCAAGAGCAGAGGUGCGUCGGUGACGCCAGAGUCCGAAGACGUGGAGCACAGCGGCAUCUCCCCAGACGCCAAGCCAAACGCGAUCGCGGUUGACUCAGCCUUCCUCGGCCGUCCCAUGGGCCACGCUCGCAGGGGAGGUGACAGACGCGGAGAUGCUACCCGAGGAUCCGUCGAUGAUCGACCAGCUAGAGACUAGCAGCGUUGCACCCGCUGAAGAGGUUCGAACUCAAGGGUCGUUACCUGGGACUUCCAGAACGAAUAAAGACCGUCAUCCCGAGCAGGCACUGGUCGUUCCGCCCUCAUCGCCGCCUCGCGAAGAUGUCUUCACGCGUGAUUCAGACGGAGAAGGGGAGGUCCAGAACACCGACGCCGCUCUUGCCACAAGCGAUCCACCUAACCCUCUGUUCUUGGAGAGCGAGACGCAACACCAAUACCCGACCAAUACGCAAGCCGUUGCUCUGACUAAGGCAUUGGGGAAGCCUCCUUUGCCAGUGUCGCAAAUUGAAUCCGAGUCUUCAAGCAGUGAUAACGACAGCGACGAGCAGCCGCUGGCCAGGGUGCAGUCAGGAGCAGAGCUGCCGAAAGCCAGUACAAAGCUCGUUGGGAAGCCAGUCACGCUCACCCGGCCCUCACGGCUCAGCCAGAGCGUCAAGGGCCUAAAUCAGCUUUUCACGCAGCAUCAGAACAACGGCCUGUUCAGCCAGCCGCAGGUAGGGCUGCUUACGCCUUCAUCGGAGACCGGCUCGCGUGGGCAGGUCACAGCUGCCCGACAGGAGGAAGAAGAGGAGGAAGAUGAAGAGGAGGAGGAGGAGGAGGAGGAGGAAGAUGAUGACUCUGACGACCCGGAUGCGGCGCCGAAGACAAGCUCGCAUAUUCCGAAGGGGCGACGUGCUGGAAGUACGCUUCCCCAGACUACGAGAAGAAAGUCCGGGCUUGCGCUCUUUGCGUGAUCUUUCAAUAUUGUUGUUUGUUUGCAUUGUUUCAUCGUCGUUAUCGUCCACCUAGUCGCACUCACGUUUAUUUUACCAUGCUUAAUCUGCCCGUAUCCCUCUGCACCGAACUUCGCCUCAGCACUCAUACCCGCAUUGCUGCUCCAUCUGUAUGAAACUUCACAUUUUCC